UGAGCGCGCGGGAAGCAAGGAUCAGCUGGUCGGUUGGCAGGAGUUGGUGCGCGCUAGCUCUGCAAUUACAACCACCUAAAGUACUCCAUAUCAUGUGUUAACUGUUGAAUAUUUUGUAGUUUAACUAUUUAGUUGUUUAAUUAACUCAGAGACAAUGCCAGUGCUUAAGAGUUUCACUUCUUCACCUUCUAAAAUGUUUAUUCUUGUGAGGUUCGCGGUUCUCGCGUGUCUCUUGGCUGCGACGGAUUCUCUCCCGGUCUCGAGCGAUAACAAAGCUAUGAUGUACCUGUCCCAGUUCGGAUAUCUUAGUCCUGCAGUCAGCAAUUCUCAGUCUGAACACAUAAUGUCUGAGGAUGUCCUUACCAAAGCCAUCCAGGAGUUCCAGGCCUUUGCAGGAAUCAACAUCACAGGUGAUCUGGACCAAGAAACACUACAGCUGAUGAACACUCCAAGGUGUGGGGUAAAGGACAAGAUUGGCUUUGGAACGUCCUCCAGGAGCAAACGUUACGCGCUGCAAGGAAGCAGAUGGAAGGUGAAGGAUUUGACAUACAAGAUCUCAAAAUACCCGAGGAAUCUUGCCAAAGCAGAAACUGACAAAGUAGUGAAAGAAGCAUUUGGAGUCUGGGCUUCCGUCACGCCUCUUACAUUCACUCAGAAGAAGAGCGGCUCUGCCCACAUAGAUAUUAGGUUUGAGCGAGGUGAGCACGGGGAUGGAGAUCCAUUUGAUGGCCCCGGAGGUACUCUUGCACAUGCUUUCUUUCCCGUCUACGGCGGAGACGCUCACUUUGACGAUUCAGAGAAAUGGACUGUCAACUCUUACAGAGGUACCAACUUGUUCCAAGUGGCGGCCCAUGAGUUUGGUCACUCUCUUGGACUUUCUCACUCUGACUCGAGAGCUGCCUUGAUGGCUCCCUUCUACCGAGGCUAUGACCCGACCUUUGAACUCAACGGUGAUGACAUUGAGGCUAUCCAGGAGCUGUAUGGAGAGAAGGACUCGACCAACAAAGGAUCAGGUUCAGGUUCUGACGGCAAGCCUUCGAAAGACGCUCCACCUGAUGAGGAGGGCGAAGACAGCGAGCUGUGUAACGAUGCCACAAUUGACACAAUCUUCAACUCUGCCGAGGGAGUCACCUACGUCUUCAAAGGUCUAUACUACUGGAAGCUGACUGAGACCAGUAUAGAGAAAGGCUAUCCUCGACUGAUAUCCAAGAGUUGGAUUGGCCUCCCAGGAAACAUUGAUGCAGCAUUCACAUACAAGAAUGGCAAAACUUACUUCUUCAAGGGAACCAAGUAUUGGAGGUACACGGGGAAAGUGAUGGACGGAGACUAUCCGAAAGAGAUAUCUGAUGGAUUCACCGGCAUCCCUAACAACAUUGAUGCAGCCAUGGUUUGGGGCGGCAACGGCAAAAUAUACUUCUACAAAGGUUCAAAGUUCUGGAGGUUUGAUCCUACCCAGAAGCCCCCAGUGAAGAGUACGUACCCCAAGCCCAUCAACAACUGGGAAGGAUUGCCCAAUGAUCUGGACGCAGCCCUGCAGUAUACAAAUGGUUACACUUACUUCUUCAAGGGCGGCAGCUACUGGAGGUUCAACGAUCGAGCUUUCAUGGUUGACAGUGCUGAUCCUCCGUUUCCCAGACCAGCUGGCUACUGGUGGUUCGGAUGCCGAGCGGAGACCAAAGGCUCAUACACUGGUACAGUAGAUAGUGGUAGCUCUCACGCACACGAAGCUAGGCAUAGAGAUAACUCCGACGAUGUUGGCGAUAUUAUUCUCGAUGGAGAUGACCCUCCAACCAUCAGGGACAGCAGACCGAUGGAUUCCGAGGCCUUCCCUCACUCCAGUAGCGCCAACUCGAUAACACCCACCAUCUUGAUAGCUCUUCUGUUUGUGGUUCUACUGAGGAUAUUCUGAUGAAGAGCUGUGUAUUUUAUGAGACUGUGGUAAUAGCUCAAUUAAUGUGCUUAAGAUAUUGUACGAAUCAAAACUAUAUUUUAUUUAUUUUGUACUUUUAUAAAUAUUUUUAUCAUAGAAGUUUUUUAUCCUUAAUGUACAAAGCAACGCUUACUUUAAUAAUAUUCUUUAAUUUCUAUGAAAGUAACUUUAAAUCAGUAAACAUACAGCUUUUGGCCUUUUAGCAUUUAGGUACUUAUGUUAUAAUUUUUUCCAUUGACAUCUUCAUAAUAUUUCUUUGAUACUGUAGGGGGAAAACACAUUUGAUUGAAAAGCUAAAACAAACUUUAGUAUUCCUAUACUUUAGUCAGUAGACGGAUCGAAGUAUGUUGAGUUAAAGAGCCCCCAGAGCUCAAUAUCAUUAAAUAUGUAGUUGCAAUCAAGCACAAAACAAAAUUUACAACUGCAUCUUCCAUAUGUGCUCAAUGUGAGACCUUAUUUUCAUUUUGAAAUUAUUACUCUGCAGUUAAACAAAACAUAAAAACACAUCAUGAUAUAAUUAAGAUUAAUUGCAUAUAAACUACCUUUUCUAGGAGUAUGAAACUGUAAAAAUGGAUGUAUAUUAAGAAACAUUGAAAUGUAAGCACUAGUUUUAAGGUUUAUUUAUUGUUUAAAUUCCUAAGAGCAAAUAAAAGUAUUAGAGAUUAAGAGAAGUAA
Molecule: messenger RNA, 2605 nt
Organism: Macrosteles quadrilineatus (aster leafhopper)
Lineage: Eukaryota; Metazoa; Arthropoda; Insecta; Hemiptera; Cicadellidae
Gene: Mmp1
Product: matrix metalloproteinase-2
Exons: 11
Coding region: 155-1909 (584 amino acids)
Biological process (GO): extracellular matrix organization; collagen catabolic process; proteolysis
Cellular component (GO): extracellular matrix
Molecular function (GO): metalloendopeptidase activity; zinc ion binding
Source: RefSeq, a predicted model, not a curated record